UCCACCCACUGGACCACUCGUCCAGGCACUGGACAAGCAACCGGUCCACUAUUCCAGUCACACGUCUGGUAAUACAUGCGCUGGUCCGCCAACUCGCUUCCUGGUUAGUCCACCACCUAACCAGCUGCUCGGCCAACCAACCAGAGAGUCCACCAACCUGCUCACCCACCUGCUCGCCCGAGGAGCGAUGGACUCGAUGAACCACGAGGUGGAGAUGGAAGAGGACGACACGGCGCUGCCUCCCAUGCUCCACCCAGAGCCAAUCCACCCACAGGUGGAAGAUAUGGAACACGCUGAUUGCGCCGGUGGUGGUGGCGGUGGUGGUGAUGAAGGACAGGAAUCUGGCAAGACGGAGAGAAGCAAGAGGAACUACCAGCGCUACCCCAAGCCUCCGUACUCGUACGUCGCGCUCAUCUGCCUGGCGAUCACGCGCUCAACGGAGCUGCAGCUCACGCUCCGACAGAUCUUCAGCCUCAUCGGCUCCAUGUUCCCGUUCUUCACGGGCGAGUACAAGGGCUGGAGGGACUCUGUGCGCCACAACCUCUCGGCCAACAAGUGCUUCUCCAAGGUGCUCAAGGACCCUUCACGCCCGGGAUGCAAGGGCAACCACUGGACACUGGACAUCGACAAGGUACCGCCCGAGGCCCUUCUGCGGCAGAACACGGCUGAGUCGCGCAAGGCCCGCUCGCCGUACCCGCAGGACCUGCGGCCCUACCUUCUGGACCCGGGCCUCCGCCUCUGGACGUGCUCGUCCGGCCAGGACGAGGCUUCGGCCCGCGAUGCCGCCGCCGCCGCUUCCGCGCCGAGAGCCGAGGUGGCCCAGCCGCUGCCGCAACUCGGCUGGACGAACUCCGACGCUCCGGUGCCUCUCUACCGCCCACCGCCAGCACCGGGCCCGGCUCUGGCCUCCGCUCUGGAGCGGUUCCGCCCGUCGCCGCCGCCACUGCUGCCGCCGUUCUCCAGCAUCUGCGACGUCUCCGCUGCGGCCUCCUCCUCGUCGACGCCGUUCCUCUCGGUGGCCGGGCACUUCCUGGCACCAUUGGCGGGGGUCCCCACGUCGUACCAGCCCCUAGUGUCCGCGCUACCGCCGCCGCCAAUGCCGGACGACAUCGCGUGGGGUGACGCGUCGGUCCUACCGAGCUGCCCGUCGCUGCACGCCAUGUCCCCCCACCCCGCCUCCUCCGCCCCCUCCUCGUCACUCUUCCACCUGUGGUCAUGUGCCGACGGCCGCCGGCGCCACCUACCAGCAGCUGCCCACCGAGUUCUACUCGCACCAGCAGCAGCAGCUGCCGUUGGUGUCCUCCACCACCACCACCGCCGCCGUGCACCGCCCGCCACGACGUCGUCGUCCGCCUCCUCCUCCUCCUCCAUCGCCUCGUCGCCGUUCUCCCGCUCGCCGUCGCCCGCCCCUGGGGGGCAGCCGCCACCGCCGGGCCCCGUGGACGUCUGCAUGGCCCUCGCGUCUCCCGCGGGGCAGCGCCGGCGUCGGCACCGGCACCAGGCGGGCGAACGGCAGUGCCAGCGCCGGCGCCGCCACGAGCGCCGGGACACGGGGGGCGAUGGCCAGCGGCCGCUCGGCAUGGCAAUCCCCUCCUCGUCCGCAUCCUCAUCAUCAUCCUCCUCGUCGUCGGCGUCGUCGUCGGCUGACGCGGCCGCCGACGCCGAGGGGCGCCGCUCGUGGCACGCGGCGUGGCUGGCGCAGCCGUGGCAGUGCCAGCCCGGCAACGCAAACGCGGCCCUCGGUAACAAUUACAACAUGGCCACCGCUGUCGGUUACGGCAACGUGGCCGCCGCCCACGGUUACGCCCAUGGCAACGUGGCCGCCGCCCACGGUUACGGAAACGUGGCCGCCGCCCACGGUUACGGCAACGUGGCCGCCGCCCACGGUUACGGCAACAUGGCCGCUGCCCACGGUUAUGCCCAUGGCAACGUGGCCGCCGCCCACGGUUACGGAAAUGUGGCCGCCGCCCACGGUUACGGCAACGUGGCUGCCACCCACGGUUACGGAAACGUGGUCGCCGCCCACGGUUACGCCCAUGGCAACGUGGCCACCGCCGUCGCGUACGGAAACCCGGCCCCGCAGGCGUUGGUCCCCUGGGAGCUGCCGGCUUCGCACUCCAAGUUCACGCCCCCCAAUGCGGUGGCGCCACCCGCCGGUCCGGACUCGCUGGCUUUCCUCGGCAGCAGCGGCGGCGGUGACACCGCUCUCCCCGCUCUCCCCGCGUACCGAUCGCCACCGUCGCUGUCCUGUUCCCCCUCCCCCUCGCCGUCCUCCUCCGUGUCGUCGUCUUCGUUGUCGUCGUCGUUGAAUCCGUCGUCCCCGCCGCUGCAGCUGGUGUCGUACUGGGUGAGGUCGCGCGAGGCGGGUCUCCUCUACCAGGUGCCCACGUUCCUCGACUACGAGCGAGUCUACGGCAUAAUGCCACCCAACAAGAGCGUCUUCGACCUCUUUCUGGUGCCCGCGUCGCCCGCCGCUGCCAUCCAGCCGGGCGUCCCUUUCCCUUCCUCCUCUUCCUCCUCCUCCUCCUCCUUUCCGCAGGGCCGCUAG
This is a messenger RNA of Lethenteron reissneri (Far Eastern brook lamprey), 2548 nucleotides long. Its product is annotated as forkhead box protein C1-like. The record is from RefSeq and is a predicted model, not a curated record. Gene Ontology annotation, cellular component: activin responsive factor complex. Gene Ontology annotation, biological process: transforming growth factor beta receptor signaling pathway; positive regulation of transcription by RNA polymerase II. Gene Ontology annotation, molecular function: DNA-binding transcription activator activity, RNA polymerase II-specific; transcription cis-regulatory region binding. Lineage: Eukaryota; Metazoa; Chordata; Hyperoartia; Petromyzontiformes; Petromyzontidae.